Ilyonectria robusta is the source of this 1686-nucleotide messenger RNA. Its product is annotated as transmembrane amino acid transporter protein-domain-containing protein. The coding region runs from base 237 to 1637 and encodes 466 amino acids. Gene Ontology annotation, molecular function: amino acid transmembrane transporter activity. The record is from RefSeq and is a predicted model, not a curated record. The transcript is spliced from 10 exons. Gene Ontology annotation, biological process: amino acid transmembrane transport. Gene Ontology annotation, cellular component: vacuolar membrane. Lineage: Eukaryota; Fungi; Ascomycota; Sordariomycetes; Hypocreales; Nectriaceae.
CGAUGAUUGCGAGUCGCUAAUGUUGCGCUGCUGCCACCCAACAAAGGGGCGUUGAUAGGCAGGGAAAAUCCAGGUCGUCGAGAUAUCCGGCACUGCACGAUUGCAACCAGAUGGGUGAGCGGAAAUGAGCGACAGUGACCUCACAACGAUAUAUAAACCUUCAACGACAAACCCGAAUUUUCGUUGCUUGCGAACCAUCAACCCACAAACACCUUUCACACAGAAACCGUCCAACCAUGCAUGCCUACGAAUCCAAUCCAGGGGAGAAGGCGCCGGAGAAGAUUGAAGCGGGAGGCGAUGGCUACAUCAACCCGGACUUGGACUCCAAGACAGAAAGCGUGGAAGACAAUGAAGUCUUUACGAGUCUCCCCGGCCAAACCGACUUUCGUACUCUUGGAUGGGUUCGAGCGGCCAUCAUCCUCAUGAAGCUCUGCUUUGCGACUGGUGUAUUGGCAAUUCCCUCGGCCUUUAGCGUUGUUGGGUAUGGGCCAGGCAUUAUUCUCCUCGUCUGCUGGGGUUCAAUGACAACGUAUUACGCCUACAUCAUGUACGUAUUCCGCAUGAAAUACCGAGGUGUUCACAAUAUCGCGGACGCUGCUGCGGUAAUGGGUGGCCCGAUCGCCCGUGAAGUUGCGGGUGGUUUGUUUCUGCUCACUUGGAUUUUGGCCACCGGAUCCGGCUUCAUCGGGUUGGCGCAGGGCCUCAAAAUCCUCGCCAACGGCAAGGUGUGCACCGUUGUCUGGACCAUGAUCGCCGCUCUCUGCACAGCAUUGGUCGCCAGUAUCCGAACGCUGGGCAAGCUGGCUAUUUUAACGUGGAUCGGCUUUGCAUCUAUCUUCACCGCCGUCUUCAUUGUUGUUGUUGGUGUCACCCAAGUCAACAGACCAGCCGCUGCUCCUCAAACUGGUCCCUUCGAUCUUGGAGUAAUUUCUGUUGGGACGCCUGGGUUCGUCGCCGGUUUGACUGCCGCGAUCAACCUCUUUGCUGGAUUUGGUUCCACUCCUACCUUUAUGCCAGUCAUCGCUGAGAUGAAGGUGCCGAAAUCUUUCCCCAAGGCUCUAUUCUCCUCCCAGGGAGCCUUGGCAGCCUGUUAUAUUGCCUUUGGAACCGUCGUAUACAUCUAUUGUGGAGAAUAUGUCGCCAGUCCGUCAUUGGCGAGCGCUGGAGGCACAAUCGAGAAAAUCGCCUACGGAAUUUCCGUUCCUGGUUUUAUUAUGACAUCUACCUUAUGGGUUCACCUUGCUGCAAAAUUCCUUUUGGUUCGCAUCCUUCGCGACUCGGAGCACCUCCAGAGCAAUAGCUUUACUCACUGGGCAACCUGGUUGGGCUCCACUAUUGGCAUCACCAUCCUGUCUUUUGUAAUUGCAGAAGCCGUCCCCUUCUUCAGCUAUCUCAUUGGUCUCAUCGGCUCCCUCUGCUGCGCCCCGACAUGCCUUGUCAUUCCCGCUCUUAUGGGUCUAUACAUGGACCAAGGUAGCCACAGAUCCAGCAAGAGAAUGAUGGCAGUAUGCGCUCUCCAUUGCUUUACCAUAGUCCUGGGGCUGUUCGUCACGAUUGCUGGCACCUACACAACGAUUCAAAGUAUUAUUAAUGCUUAUAACUCUGGUUCUGUCGGGGGCGCUUUUACCUGCGCGUAAUAGCAGAAUACACAGAGAAUACACAGAGAGGAAACGCUGUCUAGGGUUC